Messenger RNA from Halichondria panicea, 1576 nucleotides. RefSeq lists its product as uncharacterized. The record is from RefSeq and is a predicted model, not a curated record. The transcript has 4 exons. NCBI's taxonomy places the organism in Eukaryota, Metazoa, Porifera, Demospongiae, Suberitida, Halichondriidae. Bases 148 to 468 code for a protein of 106 amino acids.
CCUGGCGGAUGAGAUUAGUCUGCUAUCUGCCCACUUAGUCUAUAGAUAAACUAUAAAAGCACGCUAUUUGGAGCUUUCUUGCACUCUCAGAGAUUUCAAGAACACCUUCGACAACAAAGGACUGACAAGAAAAGCCAACAGAACGAAAUGAAUUUGCUGCUGCUUGUGGUUUGCUGUAUGAUUUCCACGUCACUAGCUGGUCGGAUUGACAAAGAGGCUAAACUGGAAACUGUGCUCAAUGAAGUUGAAGAAAUAUUGCAACACCUGAAAGCUGAUGAUGUGCCUGAACCAAUCGAUGAUGUGCCUGAACCAAUCGGAGAUAUUCAAAAACUUGAGUCGAUACUCAAUGAUCGUAAACCUCAUUUUGAAUGGAGCAGUGAUCGAGGGAGAUAUUUCACCAAAACCAUCCCACAAACAAGACUCACAAGGGAGUCCUACCACCAUGGAGAAGAUGUUGCUUUACACUGAGAACAUUGACGAGGCAACUGCUGAAGUGGAAGCUGCUGGGGGCCAUAUUCUACUCCAACUUGGUCAUAACCUCUUGGUUGCAAAAGUCUCCAUUUAUGCAGCCAAUCAGAAUAGCUUCAGUCAAGCUUCAACCCAUAUUCCGAGCUCAGCAUCAGCGGAAACUUUGACCCAUGCUAAUGCCUACUGGAUGGCACGAGAAGAUGAACUGAAGCCACAACCAACGGCUCAAAAGUGGACAGAAAAAACGGCUCCAAUGGCAAUUGAACGAGAAGAUUCCAAUGAUUUUCAUGGAGAUUCACCCUAUAGCUCAACUAUGACUGGGAAGAUUGCCGUUGUUGUUUUUAUUGCUUCCGGUCCUGGUAGCUUAGAAAUAACUGAUGCUGAGUUACAGACGAUUAUAAGUAAAUGCCAAGUAGGGCUUGAUUUUUGGUCGGAGCAGGCUAGAAAAAAUUCGGUACCUUUGUCGUUUGUGUUGUAUUGGGCGAAGGCAACAAUCACUGCUCCCAACCCAACGUCUUGCUCUAGCUUUUCAGCUUGCCACAACGUGUUUGCUGAUGCUUCACUCCAAGCUUUUGGUUUCCCAGCUGGCAGAGCUGGAAAGGACCAAUUAUCAGAAUUUGCCAAAAGCGCCUCUAGAGCUGAUGGUGCUUUCCUUGCUUUCUUCACUAAGUAUAGGCAAGGCCAUUUCGCGUAUGCCUAUUUUGGUGGCGGACCUACAUACAUGCAGUACAGCAACGACGGUUGGGGGACCAAUCAGAUUGACAGGGUUUUCGCUCAUGAAACUGGACAUGUUUUUAACGCUCCUGACGAAUACGGCAGGUGUAAGUGCACCCCACUGUAUGGCAGAGGAAGCUGCACUGCUACAAAUGCCAACUGCAGGGAUUGCACUUCUUCUCAAGCUAACUGUAUUAUGGACAGAAGUGCUUGGGAACUUUGCGAGAACACCAAGAAGCACGUCGGUUGGUGCUAAGAGACUUACAAGGAAUACUGCUGGACUGCUUUACGCACUUGACCUAUGUCCUAUGUAUAGUAUGCUGUGUAUAUAGUUUAGCUAUAAUUAUACACAAUUGUAUAGACUUUUGUAGUAUGAGUUGUUAUUAGUUUUGUA